Molecule: messenger RNA, 956 nt
Organism: Xenia sp. Carnegie-2017
Lineage: Eukaryota; Metazoa; Cnidaria; Anthozoa; Malacalcyonacea; Xeniidae
Product: myosin regulatory light chain 12A-like
Exons: 1
Coding region: 86-598 (170 amino acids)
Cellular component (GO): cytoplasm; myosin II complex
Molecular function (GO): myosin heavy chain binding; calcium ion binding
Source: RefSeq, a predicted model, not a curated record
CGUCACACACAAGGAAAACAAUUCGAAGUUAUAGAAGAAAGCACAACGUUGUCGGUUUGAUAUUUUUCCCAAAGUUUCUGUGAUAAUGGCUAGUAAAAGAACAAAAAAGGGAACUCAGAAGAGAGCAAGACGUGCUACGUCAAACGUCUUUGCUAUGUUUGAUCAAAACCAAAUCCAAGAAUUCAAAGAAGCCUUCAAUAUGAUCGAUCAAAAUCAUGAUGGUUUCAUUGACAAAGACGAUUUACACGACAUGUUGGCUUCCCUUGGAAAAGAUCCUACUGACGAAUACCUUGAAAGCAUGAUAAAACUUUCGCCUGGACCUAUUAACUUCACGAUGUUGCUGACAAUGUUUGGUGAACAAAUGAAUGGCACAGAUCCUGAAGAUGUUAUCAAGAACGCCUUUGCAGCGUUCGAUGAAGAUGGAGACGGAAAGAUACGCGUAGAAAGAUUUCGUGAAGCAAUGAUGACGAUGGGCGAUAGAGUCUCGGAAGAAGACGUUGACGAAAUUCUUCGUGGUGCACCAAUCGAUACUAAAACAGGCCUGCUGGAUUAUGUCAGAUUCACUCAAAUAUUGAAACAUGGCAAGAAUGAUGAUUAAUUUACACAAACAAACCUUUUCCUAAUGCGUAUUUUAGAAUAUUUGUCUCAGAGAUGAUUGUCUAUAUGAAAUAUAAGCAUAAUUUUUCACCUGUUUGCUUCAUAUCGUUUCUACUUUUGCAAUCAAUAUUUGUAUUUUAGCGAGAAGGUAGUUUCAUCAUUGAAAUAUCAUAUGCUGGUAUUUUGAGUGAUUUUUGUUUAGUCUUGACAUUCUUGAAGUUUUUCUUACAAUAUAAAUAUGGUCCAAAUGCAAUAACUUACUCAAUGUGAAUUCAAUUUUUCAAGAAAUUGUGUAUUGUAACUUUAAAACCUUGAAAUGGUUGAUGUAUUUUGAAACAAUAAACUAUAUCAUCAUACAA